This is a messenger RNA of Hydatigera taeniaeformis, 1968 nucleotides long. NCBI's taxonomy places the organism in Eukaryota, Metazoa, Platyhelminthes, Cestoda, Cyclophyllidea, Taeniidae. The record is from the annotation of a GenBank genome assembly.
AUGAGCAGAAGAACUGAGAAUUAUCGAAUUCUGAGCAGGGAAGAGCGAUGUGGGAGCAGUCAUCGCGGUCACUACCCGCGGAUUCGAAAAGAACGGGAACGUGGUCGUUCUCGAAGUCCACUAAGGCGCUCUGAACGUCCUCAACACGGCGACCUUAAUGCUUACCUGAGAAACAAGAUGGAGCGCCUCCGGGAGGACUUGGAAUCCCAAAAACCAGAUGAGAAUCAUUCAAAACCCGUUCACAAACGUGAUCGUCACUCCGAUAGCGAUAAAAGAGAUAAGUCUCGACAUCACAGACUUCAAGAAAGUGGAAAGACCAAAGAUAAAAAGCAUCAUAAGAAGCAUCGUCACAAGGACCACAAGGGUCGACAUGAGAAUUCCAGGAAAUCACCAGAACAGAGCGACGUUGAGUUUAAUGAAUCAGAAGAGGACGUGGAAGCCAUUAUUGAAAGGCGGCGUUUGGAGAGGCAAAAGCUUUUGGAGUCUCUCAGAUUCAGCACCACUACUCCAUCCCCUGAUCCCGGGUUAUCGCCCAAAGAAUCUGAGAUGCUAGAAGCCUUUCCCGAAGAGAAACUUAUGAAAUCAAUCACCAAACCCAUUUCGAAGUCGGAAUCAGCUUUAUUUGCUGGUGGGUCCAUUCCAAUUUGUUUUGAACAGUCUAACUGCUGUCUUUCAGAUGCUGUCGAUGGCUCCCCAAAUGGACGCAUGUCCGGUAUUCAGGCUCCUGCGGCAGUCGCUUUUCUGCACGAUCAUACUGCCCACACAACUAGGUCAUCUGAUAAGGGUUCCACUAAUGAAACAGCUCAGUCUUCUACGAAAAAAUUUGCUAUUGACAUAUUCUCUGGUGAGUUGCCAGUCGCUCCAUCUAACGGCGUACCUGGAACCAUGGAUCCUCGGGCGAUGGCGUCGGAAAACCAUUCUCUCGUGGACAACUGGGAUGAUGCCGAGGGUUACUACCGUGUGCGUAUCGGUGAGGUGUUGGAUAAGCGCUAUUCUGUUUACGGGUAUACAGGUCAUGGUGUAUUUUCCAAUGUCGUCCGCGCCCGAGAUAGCGCUCGUGGUAAUCUUGAGGUGGCCAUCAAGAUUAUUCGUAACAACGAAGUCAUGCACAAGUCGGGUCUGCAGGAGUUGGAGGUACUGAAGAAGCUGAAUGACACGGACCCUCAAGACCGGUACCAUUGUAUGCGAUUGUAUCGGCACUUCUUCCACAAGAACCACCUCUGCAUGGUGUUUGAGUCGAUGAGCAUGAAUUUGCGCGAGGUGUUGAAGAAAUACGGUCGAAAUGUUGGUCUCCACAUCGCCGCGGUGCGCUCCUACACUCACCAAAUGUUGCUAGCCCUCAAGCUCUUGCGUAAGUGUAACAUACUCCACGCCGACAUCAAACCGGACAACGUGCUGGUUAAUGAGAGUAAGAUCACCCUCAAACUCUCGGACUUUGGAUCCGCCUGCUCGGUGCAGGAGAAUGAGCCCACGCCCUACCUCGUCUCGCGUUUUUAUCGUGCACCUGAAAUUAUUUUGGGUCUCCCCUAUGAUUUCAAUGUCGAUCUGUGGUCCACAGCGGUGACUUUGUUCGAGCUCUAUACCGGACGGAUUAUGUUUCCGGGGAAGACCAAUAACGAGAUGCUUCGUCUCAUAAUGGAAACACGUGGACGUAUUCCUAAUCGCGUGGUUCGUCGGGGUACACUACGUCAUUCUCACUUCGAUGAACAAUGCAAUUUCCUCUACCACGACGUCGACAAGGUUACUCAUAAGCCAAAAACGACGGUUAUUCGAAACAUCCAGCCCACGAGGGAUCUGCUGGGUGACCUUACAUCCGACAGCCAAUUGACGUCAGCACUACUGAAGAAAGUGCAUCAAUUCAAGGACAUUCUUGAUAGGAUGCUAGCGCUUGAUCCGAGCAGACGUAUUUCGCUGAACGAUGCUCUCACUCAUCCCUUCAUUACGGAGUCAAUCGAGGAAGGAAAGUGA